GCGAAUAAAGGAUCUGACCAGUCGGUGCACCACUAGAGAUUGAAUGAAUAUUCGGAUACCAUGGGGCUCGUUUGGGAAGUCACUCUUGCGUCUUCGUUUUGUGUUUUAUUUACCUGCGUAAACUUAGUGGAGAUGCGCGCGAACAGGCAUGUCAGAUCCACACAGCUGGAAAUCACAGAUUUUCACGUGAAGAGUACCGUGGUGUCCAGAUACGCGCGCACCACCGUCACCAGCACUGUCUUCAACCAGCUGCCGGAAGCCACGGAAGCCACCUUUGAAGUGGACCUGCCUCCCACCGCCUUCAUAUCCAACUUUACCAUCACCUCUGAUGGAAAGGAGUAUGUGUCUCAAGUCAAGCAGAAACAGGUUGCCAAAAAAAUCUACGAUGACGCCAAGAAGAAAGGACAAACGGCAGGACUGGUGGCAACAAGGAAAGAGUUUUCGGACAAAUUCAGCGUUGCGGUCAGCGUGCCCCCCGGUGAGCGUCUCUCAUUCAAGCUGUCCUUCGAGCAGCUGCUCGCUCGGACAUUGGGCCGCUACGAGCUGGUCCUGGGCCUGAGACCCGGCCAGCCGGUCCAGAAUCUCACAGUGGACGUGUCCAUCAUCGAGAGCACUGGGAUCAGCUUUGUACGUGUGCUGCCUCUCCGAACCGACCGGCAUGGUCGGUUCAAUGCCCUGGGAGAAACUACCCCCCCUCCCUCUACACUGGUGGAACGGACAGGGUCAACGAGAGCUCAAGUGUUCUACAGCCCCACCAUACAGCAACAGAAAAGCUUAGGGGGUCUCAAUGCAGACUUUGUCAUCGAGUAUGACGUCAUCCUCACCAACCUAAUUGGGGAUGUGCAGGUGUUCGACGGAUACUUUGUGCACUACUUUGCUCCUCGGGAGCUGCCAGUCGUGCCAAAGGAAGUGAUCUUCGUCAUCGACGUGAGCGGAUCAAUGUCCGGGGCAAAACUCGACCAGACGAAGAAGGCCAUGGACACCAUACUGUCUGACUUGCGGAGCCACGAUCACUUCAACAUUCUCACCUUCCACUCAACAGUGGACUUCUGGCAAAAGAAUGGCACAGUUCCAGCCACAGCAGCCAACAUAAACCGUGCCAAAGCUUUUGUGAAGAAAAUGAGGGAUAGGGGUUCCACAAACAUCAACGAUGCCCUGGUGGAAGCAGGGAGGCUCCUGCAGCACUCCUCGUCACAGUCAGACACUCGGCCGGUCCCUAUGGUGAUCUUUCUGACCGACGGACAGGCCAAUAACGGCGUGACCCAUAAAGCCGCGAUUCGGCACAACGCCAGAGAGGCGCUUGGGGCCGCCGCCCUGUUCGGGCUGGCUUUUGGCGCUGAUGCUGACUAUGACCUUCUUCGACAGCUCUCCAUGGAUAACAGGGGUGUUGCUCGGAGAGUGUACACAGAUUCCGCAGUGAUUCUCCAGCUGAAAGGCUUCUAUGACGAGGUUGCCAGCCCGCUCCUCUCCGACGUCCAGCUGAGCUACGGUGACGACCAGGCCUACGAUGUGACCCGCUCCCUCUUCCCCAACUACUUCCAAGGCUCGGAGCUGGUGGUGGCAGGCAGGGUGCAUCCAGGGGCCAACGACCUUGGCGUGACCUUGAACGCCUUUGACACCAAGAGGCACCUGACCGUGGAAAACAGCAUUCCCAUCUCCGAGGUGAGCGAACCGGGCGACCUCGAUUCCGGCGAAAGCUCCCAACUGGACCAGGAGGAAAUCUCUGGGUUUGUGCAGCGCCUGUGGGCGUACUUCACCAUCAAAGAGCUGCUCCUGACCGCCGAGAACACCAGCGACGCGUCCACCCGCGCCCUGCUGGAGCAGAACGCCACCAGCCUCUCUCUGAAGUACAACUUUGUCACGCCGGUCACCUCGUUGGUGGUGGUCAAGCCGGACGUAGAGGAAGAAGAUUCCGUCGCAACACCACCACCACCAUCAUCAGCAGCAGACUCUACUCGCCAACAAAGCCAAAGAAAGUCAAGCAGUCACAAUUCCGGCAGAGCUCAUUCCUCAAAAUCCUUUUCCUCCUCAGCGUAUGGCGACCCACAUUUUCUGGUGCACCUGCCACAACUGGAGGCGAAUCUGUGUUUCACCAUCGAUGGCCACGCUAACGAUGUCCUACGCCUUGUGGAAGACACUGAAAAAGGCAUUACAGUGGACGGCCAUCUGAUGUGGGCUCCAUCUGACGAGGGCCACGAGGACCAGGAGCGCACCUACUUUGACCAGAUCGUGGUGUCUAGGAGUGGACCCAAGGCAGUGGUAGUCACGGUGACCCUGGACUCGGUGAACAUCUCCAGCCAUGGGCGUCCAGACAGAACCCUUCGCACAGAUGUCAUGGGUUCCAUCCGUGACCAGGACCUGCAGGUGGAGCUGGACGAUCGCCUCCGCUGCUGGGUGGACCUGGGUCAGGGUGUGAGCUUCCUGGUUCUGUUUGAGCAUUACAAACACCCAAACUACAUGCAGCUGGACCACCUCGGCUUCUACAUUGCCAAGGCUAAUGGUCUCUCUGUGGGGACUGAAGGACUUCUAGGCCAGUUCCUGCACGCUGAUAUUAUGAUCGAGGAAACCGAGGAGACGGGAGAUCUACGGGCAGAGGUCAGAGGUCAAGGUGCUCCACUAGCCUUCGGGACGCUGCAGAGAGGGGACGCGCAGGUCCCUGUGACCUUGAGGAGGAAGAUGAUGAAGGACACGGUGAGGAAACCCCACGCGGGACACUGCUGGGAAGUGGGCAAGGCCGAUGUGGACAAGAUCCUGGCCAAGCCCUAUCGUGCUUAUGUACACUGAUGGCCUCUCUUAUCAGUCCACGUGCUAAGUGUGCCUGUGUGUGUACAGUAAGUAUGUGGUCGUGUACGUUGAUGGCUCUGUUUUAUACCGUGGACUGUUGAUUAUACACCUGACACACUACCACACCUCAGUGGACUUACGAAUUGACGUUACGAAUCAUCAAUCCGUUGUUUAUUCAGCGGAACUGACGGAGGAUUAAGCUCUCUCAUAGCAAUGCCCUGGACAAAAAUAAACGCAGAGAAGGGGCCAAAGUUGGGUGGAGCGGUGGCAUCGUCACCAACUGGGUCAACCUGGGUUUGAUUCCCGCCAUUGUGAGUCUGUGGCGCACCCUGGACAAAAGCGUUUGCUAAAUAUCAUUUAGCUGUGGAUUUACUGUGCAUUAGAAAGCUAAACCCACUUGUGCACUUCGACUGAGUGCCUUAUUGAAAAUGCAUCAUGGAGUUUGGAACCGUUAUCUAAAAUCUCAUGAAUAUUCUUCAGAAAGCCAUAUGUAGAAUUGCUAUAUAGAAGUGCCAUAUGAGUUCAUUACACUACUACAUUACAUUGCAUUUUCUUAGCUUGAUUCAUGGGUACCAUCACAGAUACAGAUAGUCUAUAAAGUGUGAUAAACUAAUGUUUUUUUAAAAAAGAUAUAUAUUUUUUAUUAUAACUGGUUGUGGAAUGACUUGGAAAUGCAUUUCACAUUUUCCAGAAGAAACUGUAACUAGAGAGUCACAUAUACUACUAAAAAUAAUAUGUUAAAACUCCUGAAACAAAUAAAUACACAACUAUAAGAGUC
Molecule: messenger RNA, 3562 nt
Organism: Sardina pilchardus (European sardine)
Lineage: Eukaryota; Metazoa; Chordata; Actinopteri; Clupeiformes; Clupeidae
Product: inter-alpha-trypsin inhibitor heavy chain H6-like
Exons: 12
Coding region: 61-2784 (907 amino acids)
Biological process (GO): hyaluronan metabolic process
Molecular function (GO): serine-type endopeptidase inhibitor activity
Source: RefSeq, a predicted model, not a curated record